CGCGCCCGGAAUUUCCGGAGGAUGGCAAGUUACGUAUUUCCGGCGAGUAGCUGGCGGUCUUAGGUGCUGCUGAUUUGUGUGAUUUGAGAGGGUCGAUCCCGCCGCUGCCACCGCCGCCGCCGGAGGAUCCCCUCGGGCGGUAGUAAGCAUUAAUAAUGUCUUUCAUCUUUGAGUGGAUCUACAAUGGCUUCAGCAGUGUGCUCCAGUUCCUAGGACUCUACAAGAAAUCUGGAAAACUUGUAUUCUUGGGUUUGGACAAUGCAGGCAAAACCACUCUUCUACACAUGCUCAAAGAUGACAGAUUGGGCCAACAUGUUCCAACGCUACAUCCGACAUCGGAAGAGCUGACAAUUGCUGGAAUGACUUUUACAACUUUUGAUCUUGGUGGACAUGAGCAAGCCCGUCGGGUUUGGAAAAAUUAUCUCCCAGCAAUUAAUGGGAUUGUCUUUCUGGUGGACUGUGCAGAUCAUGCUCGCCUCAUGGAAUCCAAAGUUGAGCUUAAUGCUUUAAUGACUGAUGAAACAAUAUCCAAUGUGCCAAUCCUUAUCUUGGGUAACAAAAUCGACAGAACAGAUGCAAUUAGUGAAGAAAAACUCCGUGAGAUAUUUGGACUUUAUGGACAGACCACAGGAAAGGGGAAUGUGACCCUGAAGGAGCUGAACGCCCGCCCCAUGGAAGUGUUCAUGUGCAGUGUGCUCAAGAGGCAAGGCUACGGCGAGGGUUUCCGCUGGCUUUCCCAGUAUAUUGACUGAUGUUUGGACGGUGAAAAUAAAAGAGUUUUACUUCUCUGGACUGAUCCUAUUCACAGCUUCCUCAUGAACUUUUCUAAUAGAACAAGGAAAGCUCUCCAACCAUGUCUGGCGUUGAGAAGCCAGCAGUCUCUGGUCAGCUCUCUCAUCGCCCAGUGGUGACAUGUGCUCUUCUCCACACUAUUGGGAGGUAACAUUGCCCCACAUGCUGGUGCAGGUCUGCAUCCCGGGACUUGGAAGCUGGCAGGAUUUGCUGAGUAAAGCUGUGUGCCAUCGUGGGGUACCAGAAAAGAAAAACACGUCUCACCACUGUGGUUGAUUUAAAAGAAAGUGAUUCUAUUUUUAAAAGAAAGUGUUGUUAAUGUAAUUGGUGUCCCUCCUAACUUUUUGAGUUCACAAUUUACUUGGUCCAGAGUUUUCUAUUCUUCUUUUUUUUAAUCUAGUGAAUGGCAUUUAGAUUUUUCAUAAAAUUAUGAACAGACACAUUGGAGGCCAGAGCUCAGCCAGGUGAACUUACUCCUGUUGAAUUAACAGGUUGGUGAGAGGACCCCCUGAGCUCACCAGUCUCUAACUGCCUUGUAGUGGGUGACAUCCCGUUUUGCACAGAGAACUAGGAAAGGGGCAGGACCCUGGCCUUUGCAUUUGCAGCAGGUUUCCACUCUGGUGAGCUAGGGUCAUUCCUCAUCAAGGAGUGUAUAGCAGAUUGUUUACUGAGGAGUUCAUUAUAGAAUGGGUUGUUAUUAUUAUUACUUAGAAAAUUAGGAUUUUCAGCCAGUCUCUGCUUUUAUACUGUGGUGAAAUUUCUUUUUUCCCUAUAGCAACUUCCUUACUCAUUUUCAGGUAUAAAAAGUGACUUCUGCCUCAUGGAAGAGUUGAGAUUGCAUCCAGGUCACCUGUGUUGUCACAUACUGCAAAUGUGUCUCAGUUACUUUUGCCCAUAUUCUUGGGGACAAAAUUUCUGAGUAGGAGAGGAAAGCAGGGCAAAGUUAACAGCUUAUCAGUUACCUAGUUUUUGGUGUUUAAAAGUAAAGGUUAACAAGUGUAGCUUUCCCAGAUUUUUUCUUUUUGGUAUGAAAUUGCCCUUUCUAUUCCAGAAAUAAGCUGGGGAGAACAUUAAUCCAAGAACUUCUGUGGAGCUGUUCUUUUUGAGCCAGCACCACUUCUUGUCAGAUAGUAAACAUCCUGUAUAAAAGUGUCAGCAUCCCCAAUAGUGUGCGUGAGGAUUCUUUUUGCAGCAUUCUAUUUUUCCUAAUGCUAUGUGUGCAUUUGGAUUUUCAUUAACUUUAAGUUCUACCCUCAUAGUACAAGAUGAAGGGAUAGGAUAUGGUCUUAAGGUGGGAGUCUUUCUUUAUACUUUUUUCCUUUAAUGAAAAGUUAGAGGUGAGUUCUUCAAAAUUGAAAAUUGUGAUGAUGAUGCUUACUUGCAGAGGGUUGAACUAAAUUUAGUGGAUUCCUGCUUCUGAUAUAAGGAUGGGGAAAAUAUGGAUAAUGUAUUCCUGGGGAUAUGAGAGUAUGGUUCUUUAAUUGGAUUUCUCAUUCUCAGUCCUCAGUACUGCCCUGUUGGCAAAACAGGUCAGGUACUGAAUGCAGAGGCUCGAUGAAAUUAAGUCUAGGAAGAGCAUGUAUGUCAUUAAUUAGCGGGGCAUAGUGGAUAUGACAAAAUUGUUGGUUUGGAAAGGGAGUAAAGCCUUAAGUGAACAAAUCUAGCUAACAGUGAAUGAACUAGGUAGUUGCAUACUUUUUUUUUUCUUUUAGCUAAAGGUUACCCAUACUUCUCUAUCUGGAGACAUGAAAAGUAUGGUUGCUUCAGUGUUAGUUUUCUUGUUUUUGUUUCUUUCCUAUUUGUCCCUACUUAAGUGGUAGCAAGCUAGUAAACUAUGAUAGGGCAGCUCUUUGUGAAAGUGGUUUAUUUUAGCCACUGGAGAAAGAGGAGGAGGUUGAAAAGUUAAGAAGCACCAGUCUCUUUCUUGCCCCCAUUCCUAUAAUACUGUACCUGAAUACCAUUCCUAUAAUACUGUACCUGAAAGAAAAUGCUGUGAGGAGCUCUACUCCAAACAGGAUCAGAGUUUGUACAGGAACUCCCAUGAAUUGACACUUUUCAUUCUGUUUUAUCAGAGUGCAUAUAUGUCCUAGUUUAAGGAAAAGCAAAACAGUCAUUUACAAAAGAAAGUCAUUCUGUAUUCUAAGCAUUUUAAUAAAAAGUUAAAACAAACUUGC
Choloepus didactylus (southern two-toed sloth) is the source of this 2966-nucleotide messenger RNA. It is a transcript of the gene SAR1A, whose product is annotated as secretion associated Ras related GTPase 1A. The record is from RefSeq and is a predicted model, not a curated record. NCBI's taxonomy places the organism in Eukaryota, Metazoa, Chordata, Mammalia, Pilosa, Megalonychidae. Gene Ontology annotation, biological process: vesicle organization; intracellular protein transport; membrane organization. The transcript has 7 exons. Bases 156 to 752 code for a protein of 198 amino acids. Gene Ontology annotation, cellular component: endoplasmic reticulum exit site; COPII vesicle coat. Gene Ontology annotation, molecular function: GTPase activity; GTP binding.